UCAGCGCGGGGUUUCGCCCAAUGAGUGGCGGCGGCGGCGCGGACAGCGCGUGUAGGCACAGUCAAGCGUCGGCGAGAACGCGCACACCCGUUCACUCACCCUGUUGAAGUCCUCGCGAUAACGCGUCCACCCGCCCGGAGUCGACCGGCACACCACGUCCGUAUAACGAAAUCGUGCGACUUGCGUGCCCCACCACGCCGCCGUGUUUAUAGGUUUCGGCCAGAACAAUAAUAAUAAUAAUACAUUAUUGAAUUAUUUCCGUUUCGCGACCCGAGUGCCGCCGCCUGCAGUUAUUCCCGUCGCGUAUUCGCGGUACAUUCUACGCGCGUCCGUUCAGUCGCCGGCGGUGUAUGAUAUUCUUGUCGACUUCCGAACGCCGCGGAUUCGACGGCCCAUCCGUCACGACGAAAAUAUGCAUCUUCCGGUAGCGACGUCUUCGUCAUCAUCGGCGGUCACGAACCCCGCGCGCUGCAAAUAACGAUGAUCGUUAUUUACUACCCGCUGUAUCAAUAGCUACUUUACGUGAUAUUACCUGUACGUCCGCGCACUGAGCACUCGGCCGAGUACGUUUUAUUCUUCAGCUCACCCUUUCGCCGCGCACGACAGUUGUCCAGCAGCUUUCGGGCCCAAUUCGAGAGAUCUGCACGGUCUGAGGAGUAUUUUAUAUGAGCUACUUUCCGGGCUCCGGCGAUUUGGCCGGUACAACUGCAGAGAACUACGACUUUGACUCUCUGUCCAAAGACCGAAGUAAUAUUAAAAGCGAAACAACCUAUCUUCAAGAUGUUCAGGAAGAUUGUUUUUACACCGAACAAAAUACUUCGAUGCGAGGAGAUGAUACAGAUAUAAAUGCUAACAACACAAGUGAAGAUAAACGACCUAACUAUUUUCAAGACUCUCAUCAUAUUUCUAUGCACGAACCAUCAACCACAGAGUUAGUGCCGUUAACUAUUUAUCCUACAGAAACAGACUUACAAAAUAAUGGUGCUGUACAUUCGGGGGACAUUAGUAGCAAUACGGUUACUUCUUUGGGGUCUCCCGAGGAACGAUCACCGACGUCUACUGACCCACAACAACCACAGCAGCCAACUGCUACCACUUUGCCUUCAAAACCGCCGUAUUCGUACGUAGCUCUAAUCUCAAUGGCCAUUGAACAUUCACCGUACAAACGGGUCACGUUGUCUGAAAUUUAUAAGUACAUCACCGCUAAGUUUCCAUACUUCGAAAAGAACAAAAAAGGUUGGCAAAAUUCAAUAAGACACAAUUUGUCGUUAAACGAGUGUUUUCUCAAAAUACCUAGGGAUGGCGGCGGUGAUAGAAAAGGCAACUACUGGACUUUAGAUCCAAAAUAUAAUAACAUGUUUGUAAAUGGGAACUAUAGAAGACGUCGAAGAAUGAAAAGACCAUAUAGAACAACACCUUAUAGUACACCUGGAACUUAUUUUGGACCAGAUUAUAGUAGAGGCAUUUUAGGAUCACACCCUACAAGUUUUGGUUCAAAUACUAAUAUAACAUCGAGAUUUGACCACAGCAACAGUUGGCCUAUAUCGCCUUAUACAGCAGGCCCUCAAACGCAUCAAUUGCAUUUUCCAUCUCAGUUGCAACCAGUGCAAUCUGUCCAGAUCUCAUCAAUGAAUCAUUCAAAUUACAAUCAUUUACCAACAACUAUGGCAAGUUCAAAUAUGACAUUUGGUAGUACAUAUCCACAAUGUCAAAGGCGCCCACAACAAGAGGUAUUACCAGAUACUACACUUCAGUAUUCUUAUUGGGCCACAUCAACAUCUUCUCCAGAUCAUAUGAUAUCUGUAAAAGAUGAACAUUUGAAUCUAUUGGAAAAAACACAAGAUACAUUGAACCUUGACCAUUUUGAGGUACAACCCCCAAAUGUAGAUUUUGAAGUUACAGAUUCGCGACAAAAAUGUUAUUUAUGAAAAAUGAUUUGUGAUUAUUCUUAAACACUCAUUUAUUUAUGGUUCUAAUGUUCUAUGAUAUAAUUUUUAGACAUAAUACAUUAUUAAUAAGUAACAAAAAAAUGUAACUUGGUAUGAAUAACAUAGCGUUUUUAUCUGAAUUCAAAGUUUAUAUAAUCAUUAAUUUAUGAAGUACUAAUAUUAUAGUAAGAUGUUACUAAGGGGAUUAGAAGAGGCAGGCCAAAUUUAAAACAUAUAUUAUUAUAAAGUAAGAGUACCUACUUAAGUAAAAUAUUAUUUAAUUUAAAAAAAAAAAUUUUCAUUUCAUCCAUUCAUAAGUAUUAACAAGUUUAACACUUGCUUGUUUUUUGAUCUUUUAUUUAUUAUGUUUUUAUUUUAAUGUUAAAGCAACAAAACAUUUAAUUUUUUAUUGUUACCAAAUGGUUUAAAUUGUAUAUAUACCAAAUAAAAAUUUUAAUUAACCUAAUUAAAAUAUUUUUAGUACUUACCUAUUAAAAGUCAGUAUUUUAUUGUUAAGGAAAAUAAUAUAUUUUUACGUCAAU
Aphis gossypii (cotton aphid) is the source of this 2470-nucleotide messenger RNA. RefSeq names its product forkhead box protein I1c-like. Bases 666 to 1928 code for a protein of 420 amino acids. Gene Ontology annotation, biological process: cell differentiation; regulation of transcription by RNA polymerase II; anatomical structure morphogenesis. NCBI's taxonomy places the organism in Eukaryota, Metazoa, Arthropoda, Insecta, Hemiptera, Aphididae. The transcript is spliced from 9 exons. The record is from RefSeq and is a predicted model, not a curated record. Gene Ontology annotation, molecular function: DNA-binding transcription factor activity, RNA polymerase II-specific; RNA polymerase II cis-regulatory region sequence-specific DNA binding.